CUGUAGAGCUCAGGGUCAGAUCAGGACCAUCGGUGGACAGGAGACUAUCGCGAGCAGAGUGAGUAUUUACCUUCACUUGAUUUAUCUGAAGAGUCCAGUUCGUCUGUUCAUUAAUGAUGUUUUCAUUCCUCCACAACCUCCUGACCUGAGACUGACAACCAGCGAAUCAACGAAAACAGACGUGAGAUGAAUACACUGUGGCUGCCUCUUCUUCUGAGCUCCGUCAUAUUGGCAGAGGAGCAGUAUUUUCCUCAGUUACCCAAUGUCACAUGGGCCGAGGCCAGACACUACUGUCAGGCCUGUUUCAUGGAACUGACGACCAUCACCUGCAGUAACGUCCGUCUCAUUGUGAAGAACCUCUCUUUGAGCUACUGGGUUGGACUCCGCAGGAGUUACAAUGGCUCCAUCCCAUGGUCCGAAUGGUCCAAUGGGGAGCCUGUUACAUUUCAGAAUUGGUACCCUGGUCAUCCAGUUCCAAAAAAAGAAAAGGAAAUGAUUUCUAUAUGUCCCUCAACUACAGAAAGUCCACUGAGCACCAUAAUAACUACCACAACAGAUACCCAAAUGACCUCACUAGAAACCUCCACGGUAACUUCUGCUCCGGGAACUUCUGCUCCGGGAACUUCUGCUCCGGGAACUUCUGCUCCGGGAACUUCUACUCCGGGAACUUCUACUCCGGGAACUUCUACUCCUGUAACUUCUACUCCUGUAACUUCUACUCCGGUAACUUCUGCUCCGGUAACUUCUACUCCGAUAACCUCUGCUCCAGAAACCUCUGCUCCGGAAACAUCUGCUCCAAUAACCUCUCCAAAGAUUUCCACAAUGUUUCAAACUGAGGAAGAUAACGAUACAUGUCCUAUUCUGAUUGACAUGCUUGAAUGCUUAAAUAAGACAUGUGAUGUACUUGAAAGUAUCUUGACUGGGUGUGAAAGAACAACUACUGUCACCCCUAAGACCACAACAUACAGCACCAUCGCUGAGAUCACAACAUUUAGCACCACCUUUAAUGCCACAACAACCAAGGGCGCAACAACCGCAGGCAGCACAACUGAAGGUGGCACAACCGCAGGCAGCACAACUGAAGGUGGCACAACCGCAGGCAGCACAACUGAAAGUGAAACAACUGAAGGUAGCACAACUGAAGACGGUACAACCGAAGGUAGCACAACCGAGAGAACCACCACAAGCAACUGCAUCUUUAAACCCAAGCCAGAUCCUGAACAGUACAUCGAAGAUGCUUGUGUGGUCCUGCUCAGAUUUGGCAUGUGGAAGGAAAUACACUGCAAUGAAAGUCUACCCUACAUCUGUUAUGAUGAGCGUUUUUUUGGCCAGAUAUAUUAUUCCGAUGUGAGUACCAGUUCAGUCAACGUGAGCUGGUCUGAGGGACCCGGUGCUGAGAACAUCAGUCACUACAGAGUGGAGAUCACUGAAGUCAAUAACUGGACAUAUGACCACACAUAUAACGAGACAUAUAACGAUACAUUUAACCAGACUGACCUGUUUCAAACCAUAUCGAAUCUGACUGCAGGAACUCUGUACAGAGUUCAGGUGUUUCCUGUGAAAUGUGGCAGGGAUCUCAAUCCACAGAAUAUCUCCUUCUACACCCAGCCCUCUGAUGUGCAAAAUCUGACAAUAGUCAGUAUGACAAAAGUUAGCGCCAACCUCAUGUGGAGGAAACCAGAAGGGAAGCGUGACUUCUACUCAGUACAUGUCGAAUGCAAGUCAAAUGAAUCUAUUCUUCACCUAGACGAAAAGUGUCUAGGUGAAGUGUGCACUAUCAAUAAUCUUGUUCCAGGUUAUGAGUAUGAGUUCACAGUUAAAGCUGUUGUGAAUGCGACUUUUGGAGGAGUACCAAGCAGCGCUUCUGAUUACACCAAACCUUCGAUUGUCAAAAACCUAAAACCAACAGUUAAAAAAGAGAGCACAUUCAUAAUCGCAUCUUGGGAGCCGCCUGUUGGAGGACAUUCAGGAUACCACUACUGUCUUGAAGAAGUUGAUAACAGCCACGAGUGUAAAGACUGCAGCAGUAUGACAAGCAGCAGCUUUACAACAAAUGACAAAUUUACAAACGCCGACAUCACCACAAGCAGUAGCAGUACGACCAACCUCAUCAUGACCACAAGGAGCAGCAGUACGACAAACAACAAAAUUACAGUCUGUAAUAAUACAAUAGACAACAACAUCUCAGAGGUUGUUAACUCAAGUGGCAGCAAGUUUUGUCUGUGUGUGCAAGCACUUACAAAGAAUGACACCAUAGCAGGAGAAAUGACUGUAAUCUCUGCAUACACAUACCCCAAAACCCCUGUGAACCUUACUUUGAAUCCUGACUCCCAAAGAAUGGAAGCCAGCUGGACCUUAGAACAAGGGAAGUAUGAAAUUUUUGAAGUGAAUAUUAAUACAACUGCAUACAAGUAUACCAAAGAAUAUAAUACUACAGACUUUCAUUACACUUUCACUGAGCUGAAGGCAGGAGUGUAUUACACCGUUUCAGUUGUCACUCGUAAUGGUGGCCUGACAAGUGUAGCUGCUAUAAUGGAAGGUCACACCAAGCCUGCUAAACCUACGUCUUUAAAUGCCAUCGCUCACAAAACUUCCGUAGACUUAAGCUGGAAAGCUCCAGAUUUGUCAACGGGUGCCAAGAUUAAUUAUAUGGUGAAAUGUCACAAUUCUUUCCGGAAGGAAUUAAAUGAAACAAUUACAACAGAGACAAAGCUCACUUUUGAUCAAUUAAGUCCAGGAACAAACUAUACCUUUACUGUCCUUGUUGUGGUGGGAGAUUCGAAGAGUGAUGCAGAAACUGAUUAUGCAAUGACAGAGCCUCAGAAAAGGACACUGGUCCUCACAAUGUUGUGUUCCUCUGAAAAGCCUCUUUACUGUGACGAACCAGAAACUAAGAGAGAACUUUUUACAAAGCUGAAAAGUGACUUUACUGAAAAAUUUAAAGACAUGGUCUACUGGAAUCUUAGUUGGAAAACAAUAAGAAACAAUUGAUGUGGCCUAUACUACAACUAACAGGAAACAUACUUUAUCACAUACUUAAGUGUGAAUUUCUGCAAAAAUGACAUUUAAAAAAAAAAUAUAUAUAUAUAAUAUUUUUUAUAGGACUGUGAAUUUAGACUCGUUUUUGGACCUGAUUUGCCUUUGUUUAUUUUUCUUGUUACAAAUUGCAUAUUAACAUAUUUACUUUAAAUAGAGUGGAGCUUUACCUUCAAAACUGUAACUUAAAUACUUUUUUUUUUUUUUAAGAUA
Molecule: messenger RNA, 3249 nt
Organism: Carassius gibelio (silver crucian carp)
Lineage: Eukaryota; Metazoa; Chordata; Actinopteri; Cypriniformes; Cyprinidae
Exons: 10
Coding region: 187-2991 (934 amino acids)
Molecular function (GO): protein binding
Source: RefSeq, a predicted model, not a curated record